Molecule: messenger RNA, 1241 nt
Organism: Chaetomium fimeti
Lineage: Eukaryota; Fungi; Ascomycota; Sordariomycetes; Sordariales; Chaetomiaceae
Exons: 2
Coding region: 118-1074 (318 amino acids)
Source: RefSeq, a predicted model, not a curated record
CCUAACCAAAUCCCAGCCCCAUACGUUUGCGUCCACUCGCUUAUCCCCGUCACUCUUUUCUCAACUGAGCAGCGCUCCUGUCACUCGUUUUGUAACCAACAAAGGUCUUCAUACGCCAUGGCUGUAUUGAAAACGCUACCCCUCCUUUAUCUGGCGCUGAGUGUGUUGUGUUCUGGAGUUCUCGCUGGAAAGAGCGGCCAUCUUGGAACGAGAGCACCCCUGAACCAGCGCGGUGUCGGAACAUGCCAUAUUGAAGGCUGGAUCCCUGCUUGUCCUGGUGCCUUCGCUUGCAUCCCGCCUGGAGGAGUCUGCUGCUCCGACGGCGCGUCCUACGCCUUGGGUCCCGAGACCUGUCCUGAGGGGACCACUCCUUUGCCCGCUCCCGGCUUUAGUCCUGGAUCUGGAGGUAAUCACGGUUCCGAUUCUGCUGGAGACGGCGCCGGCCCGGAGGCCCAUUCCCAUGAUGCUUCCGCCCCUUCCACCACCGCACCUCCGCAUCCCCACCCCGACCCCUUGGGCCCCGAUGUCGGCCCCGACUUCCUCGGUUUCGGCUCCAACUGGUACACUUUCUCCAUGACGUUUCAUUUCCUUAGCCACUGGUACUCGCUGGUCGACCACACCUCGUCGGUCCUCGUCUCCGGCGAGAUCCUGUCCUGCUCCACCGUGUCCGUCAGCGCUACCGACGCGGCCCAAGCCAGUGCCAUCUUUAACUCCAUCUCGGCUUCCGCUGCGUUGGCUGCUCCAACCGAGACUCAGACUCUGCUUCCUGUUCCCAAGGAAACUCAAGCGGCGCUGGCUCCUCCCGUCGAAACCCAGGCUCCCGCGGCGCCUCCUCCUCCGAUCGACGCGGUGGGUAGCCUUGCCCCUGUGAUUCCAGCUGUCUCUCCAACCCCGCCUGUGUCGCUAGCCCCGGCUGCUACCGGCGGUUGGAAACAGCCGACGAACGGAACCGUGGGGACCGCUAAACCGCUGCCGACCGCUGUGGUUACAGCCGGUGCCGCGAGGUUCCGGGAGCUCGGCGGAGCCGUGGUUGGUGUGGUGGCCUUCGCGUUGGGAAGAAUGGUUUUGCUGUGAGCUCGAAUGAAUGUUGGCAACCACCGGGGACUUCGGAGGACUGAAGUGUGUUUGUAAGAGCAAGGGCGGGAACUUCUAUAGGUACUUCGUACCUUACGGUGUGGAAUUCUGUGACCGCGCAAUCGACACAUUUAUCUUGUAAUUAUUACGUACUUCUUCCCGCUCUC